GCAGCUCUACGGCGCACCGCUGCGCUCAAACCUCCUGCAACAAAAGCACAACACGCGCUCAUCUGCGCUGUCAGUGUGCGCUCGGAUCACAACACAACUUAACCCUCUACACGACGACACCAGCUAACCCUGACUGGAAUCAGACAGACACUGAAACACAUCCGAGUCUUACAGACAGCGCGUUUAUCUGUGUUUGGAUGAAUCGCAGUAUCAUUUUUUAAUCUCGAGACCAGCGCGCGGAGCAGGAAUGUCCCGGAGGAAACAGAGCAACCCAAAGCAAUUCAAACGAAUGUUUGAAAAUGGGCUUGAGACAGACUCUGAGGAGAUGGUCUGUGAGAAGAAGGAAAUAUUGAAAGAAGACAGGUCUGUGGAGGACGACCCACUUUACUUCUCUGACCCAGAGAACGUCAUCUCUAAAGACGGAGAUCACUUGAAAAAUGGUGAAUUGUGUGCAAGUUUAAAGGUGGAACAACAAGACAGUGAUGGACAAGAGGAGAGGGUCCAGCCCAGCCCACUGACAGCAGAGGAAUGGGACGGUCCAAGGGAGCUGAAAAUGGUUGGUGAAGGAGGGGAGAGAAGGAUAUUUUCUUGUCAGGCACUUCUACUGGGCACCACGUGGGGUCCUUUCCCUGGGAAGAUUGAGGUGGCCACAGGAGGAAGUGACAAGGUUUCGCUGAUGCUGAGUGGAGGUCCUCGCUGGCUGAUGGACAUGAUGUGGGUCAGUGCAGAGGAUGGAAAGAGCAACUGUGCUGUUUACAGUAGAGGAGGACAUGUAUGGUGUUCCACAACAAAAAACAUAAUGGAAGGAGACGAACUUGCAGCCUGUGUGGUGGAUUUGCACGCGCAUCUUCAAACACCAGCUCAAACUCCCUACGGUCAAGGGAUGUACCCGGCCCGACAGCUGGACAGCAUCCAACUCCUUCCUCAGCAAGCCGCCAUGGCAUCCAUACUGCCCGGCGCUAUCAUAAACAAAGACAUCUUCCCCUGUAAGGCAUGUGGCAUCUGGUUUCGGAGUGAAAGAAACCUCCAGGCCCACCUUAUGUAUUACUGCAGUGGGCGACAAAGGGACCCUGAGAUCGUGGCAGAGAAAAACGCCAAUAUCAGCCAUCAAAUGCUCCGCAAUUGCACAUACCCACAAUGCAAUAUGAGCUUUGCAGGCUCACAUGCCCUGGAAAUGCACUUAUCAACACAUAACUCUCUCAAGUCAGAUGAGAUAUCAACUGGAAGCAACUUGAAAUGCACAAUUUGUGACUACACUGCUGAAACUCUUAUGGUACUCCAACACCACAUCCUCUCCCAUCUGUCCCAAACCGGCCUGAGAUGUGGUCACUGCCACUUCACUUUCCAAACCCCCAGAGAACUGGCUAAACAUCAGGAACUACAUGGACAUAGCUGUACGGUCAACAAACUCAUCAAAGAAGACAAAGCUGAUAACUCUCCUAGCAGCACUGCAGGCAGCCCUCAUCAAGUCAGAGCUAAUGCAAACAUAAAAGACCUUCAGGAAAGAACAGUAAAGCAUGAUAUAAGUCAAAUUUCAGAGCUGGAAAGCAUAGAAAGUAGCCAGACAUCCACUAAGGGUGAGGGGAACUCAGGAAACAAGGGUAGUGUUUCAUAUUCCAGAGUAAAGUCAGAACCUUCUAGUCCACGAUUAGCCUCCUCACCCAUUCAGCACCACCUCCCUCCUGCCUUUCCCAUGCCCCCUUUCAUACCACAUGUCCCAUUCUCACAGGAUAUUACGGUGGGCCCACAGGCAUCUGAGAUACUGGCCAAAAUGUCAGAGCUAGUCCAUCGAAGGUUACGUCAUGGGGGAAACUCUUACCCUCCAGUCAUGUACAGCACACUUGUGCCAAAAGGAGCAACAUGCUUCGAAUGCAAUAUCACCUUCAACAACCUUGAUAAUUAUUUGGUACACAAGAAGCACUACUGCAACACUCGCUGGGAAAACACACACAAGCCGCAUGACUUCCCUGGACUUUUGGAUAAACCAGCAGGCACUGUAAGCCCUAAAAUCGGAGCCAGUUUGGCUGUUAUGUUAAAUGCCGGCCAUCCCUCUGAAGUAAAAGGGCCUGAGUCUAACCCUUGCAAUCCCAUUGCAGGUGGAAAAGUGACAGAUGAACUGUCUGUGCAAGUUAAAAAAGCGUCAACUCCAUCGGGUGCACAGGAGAGGCCAAACGGUACACAGCUGGAUUUACAAAGCCAGAAAUUGCCGCCAACUGAAACUGACCCCAACCACACAACAUGUGAAGCCUGCAAAAUAACCUUUAGUCGACAUGAGACCUACAUGGUGCACAAGCAGUAUUACUGUGCCACUCGCCAUGAUCCUCAUGUGAAACGUGCAAACAAUAAAGGAGUAGCCAAUCAGAAGUCAGUACGUCCACGUAAAAGAAGAAAGGCUUAUGAGCUGGCCGCUCCUGAACAAGAACAAAUGCCACCCAUGGGUAUACCAUCAUUUCUUGGAAUGCCCACUAUUGGAGGUCCAUACUUAUCAAAGGACACAUUGGAUAGCUUUAGGGACCAUCAGAGAUACAACAUGAUCCAGGGGUUAGUACCCAAAUAUCCAGAGGCUUCACUGACAGUUACAAAAUCAGCUAUUGUGUCAAAAUGUAAUGCAAUCUCUAAGGAAGAAGGUGAUGCACCAAUAGAUCUCAGUAAAAAAUGCAUGCCACAGUUUGGCAACACUUCGCUUUCCCCUAAAGGACUUAUGGAUUACCAUGAGUGUGUCGUGUGCAAGAUAAGCUUUAACAAAGUUGAGGACUAUCUUAAGCACAAACAGAACUUCUGCCCAGGUACUAUUUUGCAAAACGCUUCCACUGAGAACAAAAGCUUCAAAAAAGAAGGUCCAAGAAAUACCAACAAUCUCUUAGAGAACACCCUUUUUGAGCUCCCAGCUCUGCAUGGGAAGACUGAGCAUCCAAAUGCAGCAACAAGUUCUGACAUCCAAGCUUCCAGUGAGGAACAACUAAUGCCAGUCAAAGAUGACCUGAGGAGUGUGUUUCAACCCACUGGGGGUUACUCAAGUCCUGCUAAGAAAAUGAGACCUGAUGAGCAAAUUUGGCCUUACUAUGAAAUCAAACCCACUGAUUAUGCUACAGGGAUGUUGGUCUCACAAAGUGAACGGAGGCAGAGUCCAAAUGAGGGCAGUGAAGGAGAGAAAGACCAGCCGAUGCCUGAUGGUAGCCAUCUUAGCACAGAUGACCCUGAGAGCCAGAACAAGUCCUCAUCCUUAGAGGACAGUCUUAAACUUGAGGACAAGAUGGAAGAUGCUGGAACUAAACAACAUGGUUCCGCUACACCAGACAGCCAUGUAGACAGUUCAAACAGCUAUAAGGAAAGCACAAUGCUGAUGCCAUCUCCAAAGACUGAGGAAGUCUCGACAAGCUUCAAGAGAAUGUUGAGUGGGUCAACUGCCAGUAAUGUAAAGUACUGCCGCCCAUGUGACAUCCAGUUCAACAACCUCUCAAACUUUAUAACACACAAGAAGUUUUACUGCUCGUCACACACAGCGGAGCAUGUUAAAUAGUGAACCUGUCAAUUGUCUUAAAUCUAGUUCACAGUAGUAAAAAAGGUAGUGCUGUUAAUGAGCGCUGCCUCUUGAAUUCACAUGGGCCCCAACCCCCAGGCACUUAAGCAGUGUAAAGACAUGUUUAGUCCCUCCAGGGCCCAGGACAACAUUCCCAGUUGUAGCCACUUGACAUCGGCCCUGCUGUUUUGAAUCUGACACCAUUUGCUUGCAGUGGACACUUGCUUGGCUAUUAUUUGUGAAGACUAAAAGUGACAAUAUGCCCCCUCCUUUUUAAAGUGGACACAAGCCUUGAAUCAGUCAUAUUAGAUGUUUCACAAGCACUGUUUUUUCCCCUUGUAGUCAACAACAUGAGACAUUUUACAAUUCCAUGCUGGUGUACUCAUCAGCAGGAGGACAAUCAAAUCAGGAGAUUUAUCCUACCAGUCAUUUAUUAGAAACUUUUAAAAUAUUUGUUGGGAAUAUUCUGUGUUGAUAGUUUUGUGUGUGUGUUUUUUAUGUAUUUAUUUAUUUAAUAAUAGUUGCAGCUCUAAAAAGAUGCAGAUCUGAAAUGAAAAACAAGUUUAUGAAAGUUUUAGAAUUACAAAAAGCCACAUGAUUUGUAGAAAUUGAUUAAAAAGAAAAAUAUACAGAUGGUGGAGCAACCUCUGAAUGACUGUCAGCAUAUCCUUAAAUACUUGCAAUCAAGUUUUCUGAAUUAAUAAUUGUCAAUACAUGUAGAGUCUAGUUUGUCCUUGAUGUUUCUUUAUGCUUCAAAAUGUUUUUCUUGUCAAUGCAGAACUCUUCUUAAAAAGGUGACCUGUAUGUGUGUUUGAUUCAUUAUCUCUUUUUUAAAUAUUUGGCUUCUAAUGCAAUACUUUUUAAAAGAUGAAACAUUAUUUAAAGCAGUAUUAUGAAAGGGUAACUUUUUUACUUUGACCCCAGAAAAUGUCUGUGUGAAGUGUUUACUGAAGUCUACCUGGAGAAGGGUUUACACUUGGUAUGGAUGACUCACUGUAAUCUUUCCUACAGAAAAACUAAAUAAUCUCAUGAAAAAAAAAAAAAAAAAAAAAGUGUCAAAAAUGUGUUGCUAUGCAUGUACCUGUAUGGAAUGAAAUUCCAGAAAUGUGGGAAAUGUUAUUUUAUGUGGCAUAAAAAUUAAAAUUUUUAUCUCAGGACAGCAGUGUCAAUGAA
Megalobrama amblycephala (Wuchang bream) is the source of this 4693-nucleotide messenger RNA. It is a transcript of the gene zfpm2b, whose product is annotated as zinc finger protein, FOG family member 2b. Gene Ontology annotation, molecular function: RNA polymerase II-specific DNA-binding transcription factor binding. Gene Ontology annotation, cellular component: nucleus. Lineage: Eukaryota; Metazoa; Chordata; Actinopteri; Cypriniformes; Xenocyprididae. Gene Ontology annotation, biological process: heart development; negative regulation of transcription by RNA polymerase II; cell differentiation. Bases 248 to 3520 code for a protein of 1090 amino acids. The record is from RefSeq and is a predicted model, not a curated record. The transcript is spliced from 8 exons.